AUGGAGUUUUGUAGAGUUCAUACACUAGCUCUUGUUUCCUUCUUGUUUCUCUGUCCAGUUGCUCAUUGCUGGGGUGUUGAUAGCCAUCUCACCGUUUGUAAGAUUGCCCAGGCACGGUUGAGUGAAGCUGCAGCAGAUGCUGUGAAGCAACUUUUACCAGAAUCUGCUGAUAAAGAUCUGGGAAGUGUUUGUUCAUGGGCAGACCAGGUCAAGUUCCGGUAUCGUUGGUCAUCAGCUCUUCAUUACAUUGAUACCCCUGAUAAUCUCUGCACCUACCUGUACAGCACUGUAGCAGGGGCAAUCAACAAUUACACUAGCCAGCUCCUCAGCUAUGGCAAUGCUGCUUCUCAGCAUAAUCUCACAAAAGCACUUCUCUUCCUUUCUCAUUUAAUGGGGGACAUUCAUCAGCCGCUACAUGUAGGAUUCACAUCUGACAAAGGAGGCAAUACAAUCAACGUUCACUGGUUCAUGCGAAAAGCAGUUCUCCAUCAUGUAUGGGAUGAUAGCAUAAUUGAGACUUCAGAAGAAAGGUCAUAUGAUUCUAACACAGAAGGACUGAUCAACACAAUUCAGAAGAACAUUACGACUGCUUGGGCAGAUCAAGUUAAGACAUGGGAGACCUGCAGCCGUAACAAGACAGCCUGCCCAGACAUAUAUGCAACUGAAAGUAUAAAAGCAGCCUGUGAUUGGGCAUAUAAAGGUGUGAGUGAAGGUUCGGUACUAAAAGAUGACUACUUCCUGUUCCGUUUACCAAUUGUCAAUAUGCGGUUAGCUCAAGGUUGAGUUCGGUUGGCAGCCACACUUAAUCCUGUAUUUGGAUGAUGUACUGCUAUGUUUGUGGUAUACAGGGUCAAAUGGUUGCAUGGAUUUCUUU
This is a messenger RNA of Ilex paraguariensis (yerba mate), 874 nucleotides long. NCBI's taxonomy places the organism in Eukaryota, Viridiplantae, Streptophyta, Magnoliopsida, Aquifoliales, Aquifoliaceae. The record is from the annotation of a GenBank genome assembly.